Messenger RNA from Emericellopsis atlantica, 669 nucleotides. RefSeq lists its product as uncharacterized. Gene Ontology annotation, molecular function: structural constituent of chromatin; protein heterodimerization activity; DNA binding. The record is from RefSeq and is a predicted model, not a curated record. The transcript has 3 exons. Gene Ontology annotation, cellular component: nucleosome. Lineage: Eukaryota; Fungi; Ascomycota; Sordariomycetes; Hypocreales; Bionectriaceae. Bases 1 to 249 code for a protein of 82 amino acids.
AUGGUUGAGCUUCGGCCACCUUUUGUCACAACACGACUCCGAUCUCGACCCGCCACACGUCGAGUCAUUAAGAAGAAGCCCGCCCUGCUGAUCAACAAGGAGCCAUUCGCGCGACUUGUUCAGGAGAUCACACAGGAUAUUGCCGCCGAGGUCAGCUUCCAACGCUCCGCCUUGCUCACGUUGCAAGAGAUCGUUGAGUUGAACCUGGUGCAAAUGUUCACCCUAGCGUCGCACAGAAAUGCUAAAUAGGCAGGGCGUGUGAACUCCUUGAUGCUGGUCAACUCGUUGCAAAUACCGUCUGGGGAAAGGGUGUCGGCUGACGGCACAGCCUAGUCACGUCGACGUUACGGGGUACAUGGCUCUCACUGUGUUUACCGCAAGAAUUAGGAGCUCAAUAUCAACUGGGGUCGUGCAUUCAUACCAUUCAUCCUAUAGAUCUCCAAAUGGCAUCGGGAGCCGCUACUACCAAGAGUCCAGCCUCCUAUGAUCCGAGGCCCACUCGGCCAGAUACGACAAUGCUCAUUCCCCAGGCCCUCCAUUUCUGCAGAUCGUUGUGGGUAUCUCUACAUCAUCUUCAGCGUCUGCUGAGCCUGUCGCUUUUCUUCCUUGUUCUGCUAGGGAACGCUCAGUGCAUGGUUCGGAAUUGCCAACUCCGCGCUUGUGUGUCCU